GUGGGCAUUGUUCGCCAGACGCAGAUCUCAUGCUCCUAUAGAGCUUAGUUGUUUUUCCUUUUACCUUUUUCUGGCGAUUGGACUUCUAAAUUCCUCUGCUGUGUUCUUCACUUGUUUCAAAUCCUAUGCCUUUUUCUUUUUAGGGUUUUCUCAGCGAAGCCUCAUCAGAAUUGUGGGGGAAGAAGAAAAUAUGUGGAUGCCCAGAUGGGUGAAAAUAGGGUUGGAAUCAUGAUCUGGAAACCGAUUCACAAUAGGAAUUUGGUUAUGGAAUUGAAAUCGCGGGAAUCCAAGAUGAGUUUAUUCAUAUUCGGAUGCCGAUUCCGAUUCCAAUCGGCAUUCGAUUCCUAUUCGGUAGCCUGUAGCGCUUUCUCUGAACAUCAGCAACAGAAACAGCGUCACUUUUAUUCGAUUAGUGUUAAAUGCAAACGACUUUGAUAGGGUUUUCUUCUUCGUUUCUGUUUUCCUUUUUUUUUUUUUUUUUUGUUGUUUGCUCUACCGUCUCAUAGUUUUUUGGAGGCCUUUUUUUCCUUUUUUUUUUUUGGUGGAUAAUGGAUUUCGGUUCGCUUGAGGAUGAUGGCGAGUUUGCCGAGAAAGACCCGACUGGUCGAUACGUUCGGUAUGAUGAAAUAUUGGGGAGAGGUGCAUUCAAGACUGUAUAUAAAGCGUUUGAUGAAGUUGAUGGAAUUGAAGUUGCCUGGAACCAAGUGAGUAUUGAAGAUGUGUUGCAGUCGGCAGACCAGCUAGAAAGAUUAUAUUCAGAGGUUCAUCUGCUGAAGUCGCUGAAACAUGAAAAUAUCAUGAAAUUUUAUAACUCUUGGGUGGAUGAUAAGAAAAAGACUAUCAACAUGAUAACAGAAUUAUUCACCUCAGGCAGUUUGAGGCAGUACCGCAAGAAGCAUAAGAAUGUUGAUAUCAAGGCCAUCAAAAGCUGGGCAAGACAGAUCCUUCAAGGUUUACAGCAUAUGCAUAAUCACAGUCCCCCUAUCAUUCAUCGUGAUUUGAAAUGCGACAAUAUAUUUGUUAAUGGAAACAAUGGGGAAGUUAAAAUUGGAGAUCUUGGACUGGCAACUGUUAUGCAACAACCUACGGCACGAAGUGUUAUAGGUACUCCUGAAUUCAUGGCUCCAGAGCUCUAUGACGAGGAAUAUACUGAACUUGUUGACAUUUAUUCUUUUGGCAUGUGCAUAUUAGAAAUGGUUACCUGUGAAUACCCAUACAGUGAAUGCAAGAACCCAGCACAAAUAUAUAAGAAGGUUAUCACGGGCAUUAAACCUGCUUCUCUUGGUAAAGUGGGUGACCCCCAGGUCAAGCAGUUCAUAGAGAAGUGUCUAGUCCCAGUAUCUAUGAGAUUGCCUGCAACAGAACUCUUGAAAGACCCAUUCCUAGCUACUGAAAAUUCUAAAGAUCUUGUUUCUGUGUCUUUGAGGAUACCAGAGCUUAAGUCCAAAGAAGUCAACUCACUGCAAUCAGAAUCUCAUUCCAUGGAUAUCGACACUAACAUCAAGAAACCUUCAAUAGGCUCUUGUACAAAAAGCAUCGGUGAGGUUCUGCCAAUCUCAACCUUAGAAGCGCAUAGGUUCACUGGGAACAAUGAGUUCAGGUUAAGAGGGGAGAAAAAUUAUGAUAGUACAAUUUCACUGUCUCUGCGCAUUGUUGAACAAUGUGGGAGAGUAAAGAACAUCCAUUUUACUUUCUACCUUGACACUGAUACAACAGUUUCAAUAGCUGAAGAGAUGGUUGAACAGCUUGAUUUGUCAAAUGAGGAUGUGGGUAUCAUUGCCGAGUUGAUUGAUGCCUUGAUAAUGAAGCUUGUUCCAUGCUGGUGUCCAUCUGGAAGUACAUCAAGUAUACCAAGUGGUUCUGAUAGACUACAGAAUGGUGCAACUUCUGAUUUAUUGCCUUUGGUUAAAGUGGUUGGUCAAGAGACUCCAGAAUCAUUUUAUUCAGGCAUAUCUGCUGAACUUCAUAUGACAAUUGCCUCUGAUGCCAGCACUAACAAGCCUCUGGGAUCUUUUGACUACUCCGUUGAGUUGAAUAAAACUGAUUUGGGUUCUGAUUUUGUGAUGCAUGUUGAUAGUAUAUCUAAACAUGACAAAUCCAUAAAAGAUUCUGAGGAUAAUCUUUCUGAGCUAAAGCUGGAGCUCAAUGCCAUUGAUAUGCAGUAUAACCAGUGCUUCAAAGAACUCUCAAGGAUGAGAGAGGAAGCAAUAGAAAAUGCCAAGAAGAAGUGGAUAACAAAAAAAGAAUAUACUCGACAUGUAAUGUGCUAGAUUUUCUUAGGAUUAUUUUUCCUUGGAUCUACUGGCGACAGGAGUUUGAAGAAGCCCAUUUUUUAAAUUCUUUUAUUUGGAUGCUUGUUGACCAGUUGGUUUAACUUUGAUCAUUGCUAUUAUUUUCUUGUGUAUAGAGAAUUGGGCACUCAAGGGUGCGACUUUAUUCAUUCAUUGAUGGUUGAUUUUAUGCAAAUAACUCUUCUAAA
Messenger RNA from Manihot esculenta (cassava), 2479 nucleotides. Its product is annotated as probable serine/threonine-protein kinase WNK10. The transcript is spliced from 7 exons. Gene Ontology annotation, cellular component: cytoplasm. Gene Ontology annotation, biological process: intracellular signal transduction; protein phosphorylation. Bases 549 to 2270 code for a protein of 573 amino acids. The record is from RefSeq and is a predicted model, not a curated record. Gene Ontology annotation, molecular function: protein serine/threonine kinase activity; ATP binding. NCBI's taxonomy places the organism in Eukaryota, Viridiplantae, Streptophyta, Magnoliopsida, Malpighiales, Euphorbiaceae.